Molecule: messenger RNA, 1223 nt
Organism: Anastrepha ludens (Mexican fruit fly)
Lineage: Eukaryota; Metazoa; Arthropoda; Insecta; Diptera; Tephritidae
Product: E3 ubiquitin-protein ligase MARCHF2
Exons: 3
Coding region: 335-1033 (232 amino acids)
Biological process (GO): protein ubiquitination
Molecular function (GO): zinc ion binding; ubiquitin-protein transferase activity
Source: RefSeq, a predicted model, not a curated record
UCAACCUCGAAGCGUUGUAGCUUCGACUUUUCAAAAUAAAUGGAAAAAUGUUAAAAAUUUUAGUAUGAAAAUCGGAACAAAAUCAACCAAAAUUAUCAGUUGAUCAUUAAAGUAAAUUUUUAAAAGCCUCAAGCUGCAGCAGCCAGCGCCUCCCGUUACUUCUCCCUCUUUCGGCGCUGCCUCCCAACAGCCACCGGCUCCUGUUUUGAUUCCGCCACCACCGCCACCUCCACCACCAUCAUUGCUGUCUAGAACUCGAACAACGCCAUUUGACGCCUUGUCCUCGCAACCAUCAACAUCGACACGUCCGCCAAUUAGACUACGAACGAACGGCAUGCAGGGACUAUCGGAGGCGACGGCCAUACGUUUAUUCAAUAGUGUCGUAGCAACAGAUCAGCUGACUGCUCCGAUAACGGCACUCAAUGCUGUCUCACUUACGCCAGUCAAUGCUGUAGACGAGCGCAAAUCGGUAACGGCGGUGCAUUCGACAAAUGAGUUUGGUAAUACGUGUCGCAUUUGCCGUUGCAAUCGAAGCGACAUACAACUAACGCCAUGUCCAUGCCAAUGUCGCGGCAGUGUGGGUUUUGUGCAUUUGCCGUGUCUGAAGCGUUGGAUUUUGCAUCGACGCGGCACACAUUGUGAAAUUUGCAAUGCUCCAUUCGACAUACCGGAUGAGAAGUUGAAUUUACGCCGCAUGUUGCGCGCUCUGUUCUGUGCGCGUUGUGGCGGUUCUAUAAUGAAACAUUUGCUCUUUAGCCUCUCACUGCUACCGCUGGCUCAUGUGGUGCUCCAACAGGUACUCAUUUGCAUGGAUAAUAUCAACACUAGCCCCAACGAGCAUUUGACAGUGCAGGAAGUGGUGGUGGCAUCGUGUGCGCUUUUAACUUCAAGUGCACUCUUCUUCCACUUCUUCGAGUUUAUAACUACUCGUUUCCUACUCAUUCGCAAUAUUCUUAACCAGUGGUGGAUGUUUGGCAACCAGGAGAAUUUUACAGUCAUCGAAGUGGACAGUGAAUAUUUUGAUGUGUUUUAACUUGCCAGCAAUGCAUUAAUGCAUUAAAAAAAAUUAAGAAACUACGAACACCACCACGGAGCAUACAAAGUAAUACGAAAGAAAUUAAAAAUAUCAAAUUAUUUAUUAUUGUAUAUUUUGAUGAGAUUUAUUUUAGCUAAAAAGUAUUUUAUAUUCAUAUUAGAAACGACAAUAGAUACAUUUUCCUUUA